Staurois parvus is the source of this 336-nucleotide messenger RNA. The record is from the annotation of a GenBank genome assembly. NCBI's taxonomy places the organism in Eukaryota, Metazoa, Chordata, Amphibia, Anura, Ranidae.
GGGCACAGGUGGGUGGCACUGGUGGGCACAGGUGGGUGGCACUGGUGGGCACAGGUGGGUGGCACUUCUGGGCACAGGUGGGUGCACUGCUGGGCACAGGUGGGGGCACUGCUGGGCACAGGUGGGUGCACUGCUGGGCACGGGUGGGCGGAGCUAGUGGGCGCACUGCUGGGCGGAACUUGCGGGUGUCACUGCUGGGCACCGAUCAUCAGGGCACUGAUCAUCAGUGCCCUGAUGAUCGGUGCCGAUCCCCGCUCUGACAACUGCCGGUUCUCGGCAGUACUUUCCUCACGAUCUGACAGCGUGAGGAAAGUGCAGCCGAGAACCGGCACUUGC